AUGAGUCACCAACCAAACAGCCUCCAAAUGAAGGGCCAGGACCUCAAAACCCAGAAGCCUCACUCCCAGGUGAUGGAGCUGAUCCUGCACCUACGGCAGAUAAUAGACGAGUACUCCAGGCAGCUGAAGAUCAGGCACCUGCAGAAGGACCUGGAGCAGGAGAAGCAACAACACGGUCAGGACAUCAAAGACCAGGAAGUCAUCUUUGUCCAAUUACUUGGUGAGGUAGUCAACUUCUUACAGGCCGGUGCCACAAGUAUCCUGGAGCCCCAACUACCUCGCCUUUCCCUGGACUCAAGGGGUGGUGAUGGGCAGCAGGCCCAAUUGCCCAGGAAGCCUGACCAGCUAAGUGACCAACUGAGUGAUUCGAAAACUGCAGUUCUCAGUUGUGACCUAUCCAACCGUGGGAUUGACAUCUCUGCCUCUUACAAGUCCAGCUUCAAGGACUUCAUAGCCUACAUAGGAGACAAAUACCAGGAGGACAAGAAUGCCUUGGGCUUCAUUAACCUUGGCCUCAGUGAGAACAAGCUCUGCAUUGAUCUGCUGACUGAAAGGUUGAGUCAAAGUGACAUGAACUACAUUGAUGAUGACCUUCUGCAAUAUCCUGAUUGGAGUGGACAUGCAUUCCUGAGGAAAGAAGUAGCCCAGUUCCUGACCCAUUACUGCAAGGCACCUGAGCAGCUUGAUCCAGAAAAUGUGGUUGUUCUAAGUGGCUGCUGUGCUAUCUUCUCUGCAUUGACCUUGGUGCUAUGUAAUCCAGGUGAUGCCUUUCUGACCGUCACCCCCUUCUAUUCUGGCUUCACGUUUACUUCCAGCCUAUAUGUGAAUGUUGAGCUGAUUCCUGUCUACCUAGACAGUGAGAUCACUGGGGCGAACACCCAGCCAUUCCAGCUGACUGUGGACAAGUUGGAGAAGGCCCUGCUUGAGGCUGGGUUUAAGGGGAAAAAAGUGAGAGGUCUUGUUCUCAUCAACCCCAAUAAUCCUCUGGGAGACAUCUAUUCUCGGGACUCACUGAAGGAAUACCUGGAAUUUGCCAAGAGGAACAACCUUCAUGUGAUUAUUGAUGAGAUAUACAUGGGGACUGUGUUUGAUGAAUCCAUCCCAUUCCACAGUGUUCUGAGCAUGGAAAGUUUGCCUGACCCCAACAGGACCCAUGUGAUCUGGGGCACCAGUAAGGGUUUUGGGAUUUCUGGCUUUCGUUUUGGCACUCUGUACACUCACAACAAGGAGGUGGCCUCUGCUGUGGGUGCUUUUGGCUUCCUCCACGGCAUCUCUGGCAUCACCCAGCACAAGCUGUGUCGGCUGCUCCAGGACAGAGAAUGGAUUGACAACGUAUACCUGCCCACUAAUCGCUCUCGGAUGCAGGAGGCUCACAAGUACAUCACUAACAUGUUGAAAACAUUGAAGAUCCCUUUUCUCAAUCGUGACUCUGGCCUCUAUAUCUGGAUCAACUUGAAAGAGUACCUGGAUCCAUGCACGUUUGAGGAAGAGCAGCAGCUUUAUCGCCGCUUCCUGGACCACAAGCUCCUAUUGGCCCCUGGCAAGGCUUACAAGUGUAAGGAGCCUGGCUGGUUCCGAAUCACCUUUGCAGAUAAGCCCCAGCGCCUGGAAGUCGCCAUGAACCGGUUCUCACAGGCUCUCUCGGAGCAGAAGCAGUAUUUGGCAGAGAAGCAUGAAGCACAUACUGGGGGAAUAA
Messenger RNA from Pipistrellus nathusii (Nathusius's pipistrelle), 1696 nucleotides. The record is from the annotation of a GenBank genome assembly. NCBI's taxonomy places the organism in Eukaryota, Metazoa, Chordata, Mammalia, Chiroptera, Vespertilionidae.